GUGACGUGCUUGCUCCCACGCACCGUCGUGUGAAAAAGAAACAUAUUCCUUGUUUAUUUCAGCCUGAUCAGCACAGGCAGGUAGCACUAGUCACUUGAUCUACGGUGGACUGCAGUGGACAAAAAAACCAUCUUUCUCACUGUAACCCACAGCGUGCAUGCGUAAGGCUUCGAGGUGCGGCUUGUCUCUUAUCUGGGAGGAUUUCCAUGAGACCUUUCCAGGACUGUCACAAUCAUGAUAACAUCUCAGGGACUGCGCCUCCUGGCUCUCCUGUCUGUAGCGGGAACCACCAUAGUUACAAGUGAGGAGUAUGACUACUUUAAGUACCACCCUAUUUCUGAGAUCUCUGCCUGGAUGCUCCAGAUGGCCAAAAGUUAUCCAAAUAUUGUCACCAUCCAAGAGUACGGAAAGACCUACCAGCUACGACCGAUCCGUUUGCUCAAGAUCGGUCUGAAGUCUGAGGCAAAGAAGAAAGCCGUCUGGAUGGACUGUGGAAUUCACGCCAGGGAGUGGAUCGCCCCGGCCUUCUGCCAGUACUUUGUCAAGCAGAUGCUUCAAGCCCAUGACAAGGACCCCAAAGUCAAAGAAAUGAUGACCCACAUGGACUUUUAUGUGACGCCGGUGCUCAACAUGGACGGCUACUUCCACACCUGGAAGAGCAACCAGACCCGACUGUGGAGGAAGAACAUGUCACCGGGCCCUGCUGGCUGCAACUGCACCGGCACGGAUCUUAACCGAAACUUCGACGCCAGCUGGGGCACACUGGGAACGUCACAUGACUGCUGCGAAAUCACCUAUUGUGGAAGAGAAGCUGCUUCUGAGCAGGAGGCGCAGGCUGUCACCUACUUUGUAGGAAGCCGGAGAGAAGACUUCCUUUGCUUCUUUACCAUACACUCUUACGGACAAAUGCUGCUGGUUCCAUACGGACAACCCAACAACACUGACCCAAACUACAACGAGCUGAUGAAGGUGGGCACCGCUGCAGCGGAUGCGAUCAAAAAAGUCCAUGGAAAGAAGUAUACUGUUGGAACGCCACAUGAAAUACUGUAUGCGUACUCUGGCUCAUCCAGAGAUUGGGCUCGGCACCAGGGAAUCCCCUUCUCUUACACGUUUGAGCUGAGGGACACCGGAACAUUUGGCUUUGAGCUUCCGGAGGACCAGAUCAAGCCCACCUGUGAGGAGGCCUACAGUGGUCUCCUCCACAUCAUCACCUAUGUCCACGACAAGACCUUCAAUGGUGCCACGAGGAGCACGGUCGGAUUUCUGUCAAUCCUCCUCUUGGCAAUAGGAGUCAUUCAAACAAGUGGAUGAACAAGCACUUGUUAAUUUUUUUUUUAUGUCAAUUAACCACACUAAACCUUAACUCACGGUUAAUGGAAAACGAAUCCCAUGUUUAUCCCUGUUCUAAAUGUAUCUUAAAGGCAGAUAUUAUUAACACCAGAGAGGCCAGUGAUGUUUCCAAUGUCCUGCACUUGGCAUGUUGUUGAGCCUCUUCAGAGCCUCUGAGGUUCUUCUAAAGAAUGUUCUGGACAGUAUCUUGUUGUGUUGGGCCGUUGGAGUAAACAAAUGUUUGCAUGAGGAAAACUUAUUGGCCACUCUGCUGUUGAGAACAGCUAUCUUCAAGCUACAUUUAGAACAGAUACAAAAUGUGCGAUUGAGAUUAAACAUUAAGUCUAUCGGCAUCCUGAUUUUUUUAACUGAAAAUCUCAAUCUGAAAAUGAUUUUACUUAUGAAGAACUGUUUAUUCAGCUGCACUUUAGAUUAGAGGACGUGACUUAUUCAUAUGUGUAUUACCUGUAUAUUACACAGCAAUUAAUUAUAAUAAACGACCGAUUAGUGUCUUGCCUGACUGUAUUGGACCUUGGAAUAGUCAGCAAAAUAUCACUCUACAUGUCACCUGUUCUUUACAGUAAAUUAUAGGGACGCUCCGAUCGAACUGGAACUGGAUUUGGAUGCAGCCUUUCUCAGGUGUUGUUUAUACGGAGACAGAAACAACCAAGUCUGUUGCUGUUUUGGAGUGGAGCUGCAUUCAAUAGCCACCUCAAUCUGAAACUUUUGAAAACGUCCAGAGUGGAAACUUUCAUAAAUUCAGUGCUCUCUGUCUCUCACUCCCGCUACAAGCGGCCAGUAUGUCAAUAUUUCACAGACUCAGCAAAGUCUCAAGAGAUUCACCAAACUGCGACAUCUCACAUCAAAUUAAAUGUUUUUGUUAGUUGUCCUUUUGACAGAAUAUUUGCUGGAUUCUGUGAGUUUUUUUUCCUGUUCUUGCCUUCCUAAAGAGGAAUAUUAACACGUGUCUGAAUUAAAAUGA
Molecule: messenger RNA, 2311 nt
Organism: Synchiropus splendidus (mandarinfish)
Lineage: Eukaryota; Metazoa; Chordata; Actinopteri; Syngnathiformes; Callionymidae
Product: carboxypeptidase O-like
Exons: 11
Coding region: 235-1311 (358 amino acids)
Biological process (GO): proteolysis
Molecular function (GO): metallocarboxypeptidase activity; zinc ion binding
Source: RefSeq, a predicted model, not a curated record